Molecule: messenger RNA, 1408 nt
Organism: Contarinia nasturtii (swede midge)
Lineage: Eukaryota; Metazoa; Arthropoda; Insecta; Diptera; Cecidomyiidae
Product: phospholipase A1-like
Exons: 8
Coding region: 152-1198 (348 amino acids)
Molecular function (GO): lipase activity
Source: RefSeq, a predicted model, not a curated record
CUGACUAAUUAAAGAAUUGACGUGAGCGAGCUUAUGGUUAAAACAUUUUGUGAACGAGUCCAUUUUCCUCAAAUAUCUCGACUUCAGUCAUGAAAGAAACUACCACGCGUUAACUCGAAAUGAGAAAAAACCAUCAAUAAGCAAAGUGAAGAUGAUCUGCAGUAUUCAAACAAUAAUUUUCGUUGUAUUGUUAUGUGGUGCCUGUGGUGCCUGUGGUGCUGAUCUGACACAAUUGAACGAUCUGGUGAAAAAUUUGCAUGCAGAACGUGAAAAUGAUGAUUUUAGAGGUAAUGAUCCUGCUGUAUUUGCGUGUAUAUACGAGAAAAGCAUGACCGAAUUCGCCGUGGCAAAAAGUAACAAUAAAAUUAGAAUGUCGAUGAUGAUUGACAAAUUAAGCAAUGGAAGGGAUCUAUCACUUUUUUUCGUUGGCAGCGGCAACAACGUUACUGAAAAAGACAGCAGAUUUAAAAUAUCCAAAGAAUGGUAUAUUAAAUCUGGCACAAACAUAUGUUACAUUGCAUACGCAUUUGAAAAAUACAAGGCCACCGUAAUGAAUGCAUAUUUUUACUUGAAAAAAGUGUACACAACGAAGCGCAUCGAAUUUGUGGCCAAAACGGCAUAUGACUUCGUGUUGAAUAUUCGAAAUAAAUGCUUGAAAUCAAAAGCUAAGGGAUGUAUUCAGCAUAUGUCACAGAUAACUGUGAUCGGAUAUAGUCUGGGUGCAAUUAUAGCGCCAUAUUUUUGCAGGCAUAUAUUUGAAGAAACUGGACAAAAAGCUAAAAAAUUUAUCGGUUUGGAUCCAGCAGCAAUAUAUUGGGCAAAUGCAAACGAUUACAUUAAAAGUGGCGAUGCUGAUUAUGUUCAAGUAGUGCAUACUUCAUAUCUUGGGACGCAAUUACAAAGGGGAGAUAGUGAUAUCUACAUUAAAUCUGAUAACUGGGAUACACAAAUGAGCCAUAAAUUAGCAGUAGAUUUGCAUGAACUUAUUUCUGCGAAGAAGCUGGUUCUGAUUGCAGCAGAAAAUGGAACUGGCAGAUCUAUCAACUUACAAGAAAGCUUACAUGUUAAUCCAGACCUUAUACAAAUCGCGGAUACCGAGUGUAUGGUCGGGGUUUACUGUGAAGGAUGUAACAAAAGAAAACAUGGACAAAUUUAUAACAUUUCAUUGGUGACCAAAUCACUCAAGACAUAUUUUUGAAAAAUUAUUGAGAGGAUCGCCUUUUUAGGUCAACUCUGAGAUUGUUUUUCCAAUGCCAUAAUAUGGAAAAAAUAUAUGGAUUUUUUUACGGUAAAUAAAAAUAUAUGGACUCUUUAACACUUGAAUCGUUGAUGCAAACACAAUGAAGAAAUAGCGAUAAUUUUGAAUUUGUGUAGCGAAAAUAUCCAUCAUUUGAGUCUUAAGCAGACA